UUGCUGCAAAUCUCGAUGCUUAAAGCCAUAUUUAUAUUUAAAAUGAACGCUGUUACUUUUUUUAUCUUGAUAUACAUGAUCAACAAUGUCAAGUGCUACGAGGAAUGCUCAUAUUUAAAGACAGAGUGCAAAUAUUGGUUAACAGUGGAAGAGAAACUAACAAUGACUUGGAAAAAAACCCGAGUUCGUGCGGUAAACCAAAUGUUGUACAAAUACGAUGAGUCGCCAGAAAAUUAUACAAUUAAGAUUCCGAUUGAUGAAGUAAUUACCGCAGAUGGAUUUGAAAGAGUUGUGUUAGCUGUUAACAACACCGUGCCAGGACCACCCAUUAUUGUUUAUGAAGGACAGUUGUUAAUUAUUCAAGUUACUAACAACUUGUUAAGUGACUCAAUAACAAUACAUUGGCAUGGGUUACAUCAAGUGGGAACUCCUUUUAUGGAUGGUGUUGCAUAUAUUACACAAUGUCCAAUUGCAGCUGGACAAACGUUUACCUAUCGUUUUUAUGCUAAACCAAAAGGAACAUUUUGGUACCAUUCGCAUAUUGGAGGUCAGCGUGUAGACGGCCUCUUUGGAGCUGUUAUUAUUAAAGAGAAAAUUUCAAGAGAUACUGAAGAUAUGAUCAUGUUUGUUGGUGAUUGGUUUCAUGCACUUGGAUCGCAACUUCACACAAUGAUGAUUUCAGGAUAUUUUAAAAGCCAGCCUAACUUCAAACAGCAAAAAACACUUGAUGGGGUAUAUUACGCACCUGCUAUUUUUCAAUCCGCUCUAAUAGAAGGAAAAGGCCAAUACUAUAAUCCGUCUUCAGAAAAAUGGAAUGAAACACCUUUAAAAGAAUACUUUGUUAAAAGUGGGUUAAAAUAUCGUUUUCGUGUGAUAUGUCAUGGUGUUAUUUAUCCAUUUCGAAUCUCUGUUGAUAACCACACAUUGACAGUUAUUUCUUCAGAUGGUUAUGAUGUUAAACCUCGUGAAUUUGAAUCUUUAAUAAUAAAUCCUGGCGAUAUGUAUGACUUUUUAAUUACUGCAAAUCAAAUUAUCAGUAGCUAUUGGAUACGAGCAGAUUCUUUAGAGCUAGUGAAUAUAAUAUUAAAUUUUCCAAAGAAAAUGGUAAAUGCACAAAAGUUUCAUGCCUACAAGGCACAACAGGAACAAACUAUUGGAGAUCUGAAACUAUUAAAUGAAAAGUUAACAACUGAUAGUGUCAAUUUAACAAAAAAAGUCGGUAAUCCAAAUCACUAUGUCAGAGCUAUUUUGCGCUAUACUAACUCCACAGAAAUGCCAAAGACGAAUCGCAGUCUAUGUACAGUUGAAAAUCAAUGUGUUGUUUUAAAUUGCCCAUACAAAUACUAUCCUCAAAAUGAUUACACACUUUGUGUAAAAAUUGAUGAGUUGGAAAAUUUAAUUGAUGAAUCUCCACCUAAGUUUGAAAAAGAUUCCAUAGAAGAAUUUAUGAAUUUUGUACAAGAUACAAACCAAAUGAAUGUAAACGGCCGUCAUUUUGUUCAUCCAGGGUUUAAUUCACUUGAGUUGUCUGAAGAAGUUGAUGAAUUUAUAGACUGUAAAAAAAAAAACUGCAGUGGUUUUGAAAUAUGUUAUUGCUACAAUGAGCUAACUAUUCCAUAUGACAAAACUAUACAAAUGGUGUGGUCAAACCAUCCUUAUGGUUCAACUAGACACCAUCCAAUCCAUUUACAUGGGCAUAGCUUUUAUGUAUUGAAAAUGGAUUAUGGUAUUUACAAUGAAACUAAUGGAAUCAAGAUAAGUAAUAACUUAAACAUUAACUGUACUGGUGAAACAUUUUGUGUUCAACCAACAUGGAGAAAUAAUAGUUGGAAAAAUGGUAAUGUUCCCGGUUUAAAUCUUAAAAAUCCACCUAUAAAAGAUACAUUAAUUGUACCUGCAGGAGCUUAUGCUGUAAUUCGAUUUCGAUCAAACAACCCUGGAAAAUGGUUUUUGCAUUGUCAUGUUGAAUUUCAUGCAAUGCAAGGUAUGGCAAUGGUAGUUAAUGAGGCUCAAGACAAGCAAGCACCUCUUCCAGAAGGGUUUCCUGUUUGUAAAAAUUUUAUGAAUAAUUUCAUGGAUUCCAGAGAUAAACUUUCUGUCAAAAACGUUUUAUUGGAUAAAAAAGAACCUCGCAUUUUAAGCGAUACAGUAAUUGGACUAGGCGUUUUAUCGUGUGUUUUUUUUGUGUUGCUGAUUGCAUUGAUUUGUUUUAUAAUUCGAGUACGUCGGAAAUCCGUUAUUAAACCUAUGGAAGUAAACGAAAUGAAGAAAAUGACUGAAGACGUUAAAGCAUGACCAAAGUGGAAAUUAUGUAAAUAAUUAUAUUUUUUAAUAGUUUUUAAUUAGAAUGUAUUUAACUUAAUAUUUAAAAAAUUCAAUAAUUUUUUACUUUUGAA
Messenger RNA from Hydra vulgaris (swiftwater hydra), 2396 nucleotides. NCBI's taxonomy places the organism in Eukaryota, Metazoa, Cnidaria, Hydrozoa, Anthoathecata, Hydridae. The record is from RefSeq and is a predicted model, not a curated record.